AUGUUCUGGCGGUUCGGCGGCUACGCUGUUGCCAGCACAAUAGACAACAUCCUCGACCGCGGCGACUUUGCCCUUGAGGAGCUUCUUGAUGAGAGCGACUUGAUCCAAGAGCUCAAGCAACACAACGCGAAGCUUGUCGAGUAUCUCCGCGACCAGGAUGUUCUCAAGAGGUUGCUAGAAUACGUUGUCGCUCCCAAGCUGGAGCCCGUGGCGGCUGCUGAAAACGACGAGGAUGAGGAAGACGAAAACCAGAAGGGUAUCGCCCUACCCUUUGCUCGACCCCGCGCUUCAUCACGGGCCACCGAUGCAAGCAACGAUGAUACCGCCGUCGAAAAGAAACGGAAUCGCUAUGCUUUUGUCGCGGCCGAGAUUUUGUCGUCGGACAACUGGUCAAUAUUCGAGGCUCUUAUGGAGAGCAAAGACCUGCUGCGCGAGUUCUGGCAAUUCUUGAAGCGCCCUGCCCCGCUCGAUCCCCUUCAGGCCAGCUACUUCACCAAGGUGAACGAGUCCUUGUUCGAUAGGAAGACCGAAGAAAUGAUCGACCUUCUCAAAUCUCUCGACAAUGCGGUUCCCGAUAUGCUCAAGCACGUCGAUUGCCCCAUGGUUAUGGACCUGCUGCUGAGGAUUAUCAGCUUGGAAAGAACCGAGGCUGGACAUGGUAUAGUCGAGUGGCUCUAUACCCAAGACGUUAUGCCUACUCUGCUUUCUUUCCUCGGCCCAGAGCAUGGCUGGGCAACCCAGACUUCCGCCGCCGAUUUCAUCAAGGCCAUCAUCACUGUCUCCGCCAAUGCCUCGCAGAAUGAACAGACCUGCAUCGGACCGAAUGAGCUCACACGACAACUUGUCUCGAAGCCCUGCGUGGAGCAGUUGAUCAAGUACAUGCUUGGUGGCGGCAACCCCCUCACGUGUGGUGUGGGCAUCGUUAUCGAAGUAAUUAGAAAGAACAAUUCCGAUUACGACCCAGAGGCAACCGAGCCCAACUCGACCCCCUCAACCCGCGACCCGAUCUAUCUUGGAACCUUGCUUCGCAUGUUUGCCAAUCAUAUCCCGGAUUUCGCGAACCUCAUCAUGAACGCCCCUGCGCAAAAGGAGCGCUUCACUUCCACGUUUGGUGAUCAUAUCGAGCCGCUGGGGUUCGACAGGUUCAAGACAUGCGAGCUGAUGGCCGAGCUGCUCCAUUGCAGCAACAUGGGCUUGCUGAAUGAGGUGGGCGCUGAGGAAGUUAUCGCGCAGCGUGAUGCUCAGCGACAGGUUCUCCGCACGCAGGGCCGGCUCGUGCCUGUCAGGGAGCAGGAACCCCCAUCCGCAGCGGAAGAUAUCACCAUGCGCUCGUCGCACUCUUCCCCGGCGGAUACCGGCAGGAAGCUGGGAGUCACCAACACGUCGGCAGAUGAUGAUGGCUUUGAGGAGGUCACGCAUACAACCGACGAGGACAUCACGCACGGCAUCGAGGAGCUUCCCGAGGUUACCUUGCCAGGCCCAACAUCGUCAUUCCUGGAUAAGGACGAGGACGACUUUGUUGACGAGCCGCUGAGCUCUCCCAGGCUGCGCGUUCGCGACCUCCAUAAUCCCAUGGAGGAUACAGCACCCAUCAAGUUCGAUGACCCCAACCUUGUGGUUGCGCCUCUUUCGCCCACCAAGACGGCAUUCGUGCCUAUCAGGACAGCUUCUGGUUCCGAAGGACAGAGCGACGCUGGAGACAAGACAGAGGAAACCUCUACCAGCAAGGAAGGAAGUGAUUCGGAUCCUAAGGCUUCCGAGGACGUUCAGUUGGAGCUUGGCGGCGGCUUGGACAAGCCCGUAGCUCCAGAAGAGAUGUCUCCCCACCCGGAUGACACUCCCGCGCCACUCUUUUCGACCUCUGCGCAAACAACAGACGCCUCGGAGCCUAAGCAGGUCACUGAAAAGGAGGAGCAUGCGGAGACUAGUCAAGUGUCUACCGGCGAACAGAGUGGCCCUGAUGCCACCAUCACCCAUGACGCUUCUCAGGCUGACAAGAAGCACGAGCUUGUAGUGGGCGACUACCUCAAGAUGCAGUUUGUCGAAUACAAGAUUGUCCCCACGAUCUUGAGCUUCUUCUUCUCUUACCCGUGGAACAACUUCCUCCAUAACGUGGUUUACGACAUCGUGCAGCAGGUAUUUAACGGCCCUAUGAAGGAUAGCUAUAACCAUAAGCUGGCCAUCAGCCUCUUCGAGACGGCCGACAUCACCAACCAAAUCAUUGGUGGACAGCUCGCCAGCGAGAAGUCCGAGAACGAGAGGAAGACCCGUAUGGGAUACAUGGGACACUUGACCCUCAUCGCUGAGGAGGUGGUCAAGUUUACUGAGCGCCACGAGACCGAAGUUCUCACAGAGUGCAUUCUGGAGAAGGUCAUGGCGCGGGAUUGGAUCGAGUACGUUGAAGGCCCGCUUAGCGCCACCCGAACACGCGACAAUGCCGUGCUCGGAGGUGUGCGACCGGAAAGUCUGAUGGGCCGUUCUGGAUCCGGUAUGUCUGGUGUCGGACUUUCCGCUCUUGGAUCGCUUGGUCUGAGUGGCGGUUCCAAUGCCCUUGCCGAGGCAGGCUUGAACGGAGGACAGGAUGUUGCGGACAGUUCGGGUGGUAAUGGGAUCGGGCCGUUUGCCAUCAGCGCUGGUACUCUUAUGAGCGGAUUUGGCAGUUCGAGCGACGAGGACGAGGACGAAGAACAGGACAACGAGGAGGAUGUUAACAACGAGGUUGGUUAUUCUGAUUAUGUCUCAUCUCUUCUCCACCCCCAUGACAUGUUCCCCCUAGGCUCAAGUGAGCCCUUGAUUCCGAGCAAACGCGACCACGGCUCCUUCGUCGCCGGGGAGGAGCUUGCCGAGGUCCACCAUGUUAAGGAUGUUGAUUUCGAAGUCGAUGUCGAACACAACGAGACCUUCAACGAGACCUUCAACGAGCCCUUCGACGAACAAAACCACGAAGACGACCCAAGCAGCUAUGGACUGGACCUUGAGAACUUCGAAGAAGGUUUUUGCCGACUUUGA
Sordaria macrospora k-hell is the source of this 3009-nucleotide messenger RNA. RefSeq lists its product as uncharacterized. Gene Ontology annotation, cellular component: cytosol; nucleus. Lineage: Eukaryota; Fungi; Ascomycota; Sordariomycetes; Sordariales; Sordariaceae. Gene Ontology annotation, molecular function: protein phosphatase binding; protein phosphatase regulator activity. The record is from RefSeq and is a predicted model, not a curated record.